Lutzomyia longipalpis is the source of this 5518-nucleotide messenger RNA. RefSeq lists its product as uncharacterized. The record is from RefSeq and is a predicted model, not a curated record. NCBI's taxonomy places the organism in Eukaryota, Metazoa, Arthropoda, Insecta, Diptera, Psychodidae. Gene Ontology annotation, molecular function: metalloexopeptidase activity. Gene Ontology annotation, biological process: proteolysis. The coding region runs from base 24 to 5423 and encodes 1799 amino acids. The transcript is spliced from 10 exons.
AAUUAGUCCGUCUCAGAAGAAGAAUGAAAACCUCGAGUAAAUUGAAGAAAUUGUGGGAUUUUGAACAGAAUCACGACAAAGGGAGUAUCUCAUCUCUCUGGUCAGUGGUUCUUCUCAUUAUUUGUGUAUCCCUAUAUUGCCUCUCUGUCCUCAAGUUCAAAUCCCUCCCAAAUGUGGUACCUGAUUCGACUCAUGAUCGCUUCAGUGGAUUACGCGCUAAGGACUACCUGAGAAAUUUAACUAGUCUAGGACCAAGAGUUGGGGGUAGUAGUGCAAAUGAAUUGGGAACUGUUAGCCUUCUUGUGGAGUGGUUGACGGAAAUUAAGAGUGUUGCCGAAGCUAAUGGUCGUAGCCUCGAUGUGGAUGUUCAAGUAGCCGACGGAAGUCUCAUGAUAGGCUACAGUGCCAGUUCCCUCGUAGCCGUUUAUCGUGGUGUUAAAAAUGUUGUAGCUCGUCUGAGACCUGGACAGGAUACACCGCAAAAUGCUCUUCUACUAAAUGCCCACUUUGAUACAGUACCCACGAGUGAGGGUGGCGGCGACGACGGCUCCAUGUGCGCCGUGAUGCUGGAAAUGUUGGCCCAAUUGGCUCACUCUCCGAAUCAACUUCAACAUUCCGUCAUCUUCCUCUUUAAUGGAUUUGAGGAAAAUGCUCUGCAGGGUUCACAUGCCUUCAUCACACAGCAUCCUUGGCGGAGUUCCGUCAGAGCGGUCCUUAAUCUCGAAGCAGCUGGAAAUGGAGGGCGUGAGAUGGUUUUCCAAGCAGGACCACGACAUCCAUGGCUCAUGAAUCACUAUAAAAGAACAGUCCCCCGCCCUUAUGCAUCUACAAUGGCCGAGGAAAUGUUUCAAGCAGAGCUAAUUCCUUCAGAUACUGAUUUUCGAAUCUUCAGAGACUACGGACGCAUUCCUGGAAUGGACUUGGCCUUCACCUACAAUGGCUACCUCUACCACACUGAGUACGAUACUGAAGAGAAUUUCCCAGCUGACAGUCUUCAGCAUGCUGGUGAAAAUGUUCUUCCUCUUGUUGAAUCCUUAGCUUCAAGUGAGGAGCUCAAGGAUACACAGAAGCACGAAGACGGAAAUGUGGUUUUCUAUGAUUUCUUCAAUGUAGCCCUAAUUUACUACACCGAAAAAACUGGGAUCAUCAUAAAUUCAAUCCUGUCUGCACUUGGAAUUAUUCUGAUAGGAGUUUCAUGUUUUUUCUUCAUCCGCCACGGAGAAAUCUCCGUUGUUACAUUUGCCAGAGAAUUUGGCUUCACGAUGAUCAUUCAGAUGCUGUCGUUGGCUAUUGGAGCUGGUCUUGUGAUGCUAGCUGCUGUUAUCUACAACGCAGCUGGUCGUCCACUAUCGUGGUUUUCGUCAUCUUACCUCCUCUUCUUCCUCUACUUCUGCCCAUUCUUCCUGGGAUUAUCAAUUGGACCAGCAUGCUUUGUGGGCUUCAGAAAAAAUAAUCCCCUCACGUUAUCCAUCAAUGCCCAACUCUUUCUGCACAUUCAACAUCUCUACUAUAUUCUCGUCUUGGUUGCUCUGUCUGGAAGGAACAUUCGAUCCAGUUUCCUCAUCAUGAUUCCGGUGUUCUUCUACAAUGCCAGCCUUCUCAUCAAUAUCCUCUUCAAGUUCCAAUCAAAACGAGGCGCCUGGAUGUAUGUCCACCUCCUGUGCCAGAUAAUACCUUUCAUGUGGUUUUCUACAAAUUCUGUUGCACAAUUUUCGACAUUUAUCCCGAUGCAAGGCCGGAGUGGUGCAGGUAAUCCGGAAAUCCUUAUGGCUGUCUUCUGUAUCAUGUACGGCGUCUUCUUGGGAGGCUACCUGGUUCCUUUAAUCACCAUGUUCCGAAGCCCUAGGAUCACAACUCUGCUUUUUGUCCUACUCUGGAUUGUUGGGAUAAUCCUAAUGGUCACUCCGCUAGGCUUUCCAUUCCGUGAAGCUAAGGCACCGCAGCGAGUUGCCUUUUACCAUAUGAACCGGCAGUUUCAUGAACUCUCUGGAGGCGUACGUCGCGCUGAUUCUGGCUUCUUCGUCUCCACUGGUGACUCAUUUGGACAAUCAGCAAUUCAGGAUACACUUGGUACAUCGCAAGAUUUAAAUGAUGAAUGCGCAAAAGAAUUUCUAUGUGGCUUCCCCUUCAGUAUAUCUUCUGGUUCUUGGUAUCCAGCCGACCUGGCAACAAUUCCAGACACAGAUGUGGCUCUCACAUUAACUCAGAGAGAAGAUUUAGCUGAUGGCUCUGUUGUCUUGCACUUUGCACUCCAAGGACCAGAUAGGAUGUCUCUGCUGAUUUCUCCAGAACCCGAAGGAAUCCUUAGCGAAUGGAGUUUUGAAGAGCCCGUUCCAAAUCGCUCCAAUGGCACCUACAGCUACAGAUCGGCGUUAUUCAUCACCUAUACGAAUUUUAAGUUGGGCGUCUCACAGCCUAGUGAUACCACGGAAUUUUGGCUGAAAAUCACAAAUGCACCAAAUGUGGGGAAAGUUCUGGAUAUAUCAGUGACUGCGCACUAUAUUUGGCAUCAAGAUGCAAAAUCCAGUGAAUUCCAAUCUAAAGUUGACGCUUUACCAUCUUGGACAACCGUGCAAUCAUGGAUUGUGUCUUACGAUGCUUAUGAAUUUUUCGUUGGUGAUCAAUUGAACUAUUGGACCAUUUCAGUACGAAUCUACCUGACCACGAUGGAGGACCCUCCGCAAAAAUCAUCCGAAGACGUACCAGAUACAUCUGAGAGAAUUUACCCAAAAAUCAGAGAUGUCUCAUGGGGCGGAGACUUAAGGAGACGAGGGGCAUCAGAGAGUCUUCGAUUGCAGUGUGAGGAAGAAACAGUGGAGUACAAUGCUGCUGAUGAAGAGAGACCAAAGACAAAAAAAGAAGAAUUUCUUAUCCCAUUUUGGGUUAGCCCAAUUGGUCUUGGGAUUGGAAUGCUCCUCUUCUACACGGGCACUGUUGCCUUUCAUUCAUUGCCAGAUCUCAUAACACUCGCUGAAGAACGUGACAAUCAGGAUGCAUUUAUUGGUGAGCGUGCAAGGAAUAUGUUGGAGGAAUUUGUGAAGAUUGGCCCGAAGAUUGUUGGGAGUGAAGCUAAUGAGGUCCUUGCAGUUGAAUUCAUUCUUCGUGAGAUUGAAACAAUUGAUUCCAGUCGACACUUUGCUCAUACAAUUGAAGUGGAUGUCAGCACACACGAUGGAUCCUUUGGGAUUGGCACCUCUACGAGCACCUACAACGAACUCCAGAAUAUUGUUGUGCGCGUAAAACCUAGCCAAGGGCCAACUCCAGCAGCUACUCUACUCGUCAAUUCGCACUAUGACACCGUACCUACGAGCCCUGGAGCAUCAGAUGCGGGUAUCAUGGUGGUUGUGAUGCUGGAAACACUGAGGAAAAUUGUUCAGAGCCCCACAGCUCAUCGUCACAAUAUUGUCUUCCUGUUUAAUGGUGCCGAAGAGAUUGGCCUGAAAGCAGCACAUGGAUUUAUCACAGGGCAUCCAUGGAGGCAUAACAUUACGGCGUUGGUAAACUUGGACUCGAGUGGUAGUGGGGGGCGAGAGAUUCUCUUCCAAGCUGGACCAGGAGCUCCGUGGCUGCUGAAUCUCUAUGCAAAGUACGCCAAACAUCCUUAUGGUGCUGCAAUGGGUGAAGAACUCUUCCAGAGCGGCUUUGUCCCAUCAGACACAGAUUUUCGCAUUUUCCGAGAUUUUGGUGGCGUCCAAGGUCUCGAUAUGGCGUACUCGUACAACGGAUAUGUGUACCAUACAAAAUAUGAUCGCUUCGAGACGAUCCACAAGGGAACAUUUCAGCACACAGGCGAUAACGUCUUAGCAUUGGUCAAGGGAAUGGCCAAUUCUCUCGAAUUAGACGUGAAUGCUGAGCUUCCAACCGGCCCUGUUGUGUUCUUUGAUUUUAUGGGAUGGUUCAUGAUCUCCUACACUGAAGUAGUGGGUAUGAUCAUCAACAGCUUGAUCGUCAUCCUUCUCAUCGUGAUCGUCGGAUUCUCCGUCUAUUCUAUGUGUCGAUCAGAAGGAAUUUCAUUCCAAACAGGUCUAUGGGAACUGCUCGAAAUUCUAGGAAUACAUCUUGCAUCAAUAGCCGUAGGAAUAGGCCUCUGUUUACUGCUUAUGGUGAUCUAUCGCGCUACUGGAAGAUCCUUGGCUUUCUACUCGGAACUAUGGCUUCUCUAUGGCAUCUACUUUUCUCCAUUCUACCUGGGACUAGCCCUAGGACCUGUACUCUACUUAACACUGAGAAAGAAACUCCCAUUGCGCGUGAGCCAAGAAGUGCAGCUGUUCCUUCAUGCAAAUGCCCUCAUCCUUGGGCUCGUUUUGAUCGUCAUGACAGCCGCGGGGAUCAGAUCAGCAUACCUCCUGCUGACACCUCUUAUCUUCUACUGCGCUUCAAGUGGAAUUAGUGCGAUCUUCGGUCUUAUCAAUCAUCGCCGUGUUGGGUGGAUUUACUUCCACAUCCUUGGCGUUGUGCUGCCUUUCAUCUUCUACGCAUAUCUGUCGACAAUUGCUUUCACCACUUUCAUUCCAAUGGCAGGACGCGAUGGUCCGGAGAGUAGUCUCGAUAUGAUUCUGGUUAUUUUUAGCUGCGCAAUGGCUUUCUUCCUUGGUGGAUUUAUCGUGCCACUAAUUGGGCUCUGCACUCGCCGGUGGUGGGUCUAUGGAGGACUCUUUGGGGUCUUUACGAUUGUUGGAAUAAUCCUCCUAGCAACUCCCAUAGGAUUCCCAUAUCGAGCUGAGACUUCUCCUCAGCGCUACUGGAUCUUCCACACAAGCAGAAAUUUCCAUGAAUUCGGUACUAAUAACGUACGUAAAUCCGAUUCAGGAUAUAUGCUCCUUGCCAUGGAUACGAAUUCUUAUCCAUCUUUUGUGGAAGAGUAUGUUCCGGAAAUGAAAGAUGCUCAAACUGUGGAGGAAGAAUGCGAGAAGGAGAUCUUCUGUGGCUUUCCAUUCUACAGAGCUGGUAUGCUACGUGAUGCAGAGCACGUACAUUGGAUCCCGGCUGCUCCGCCACAUCUCAACAGUAGCAUCACCCUGACGAGAAUUACAAAUCAAAUUCCCGCAGGAAGGAUGGCUUUUCAGGUGGAAGGUCCCAGUCGUGUUAUGAUCUACAUUUCCCCAGCUGAAGGAAUAAGUGUAACAGGAUGGAGUUUCCAGUCGAAUAUCCACGGUUGGGCAAUACCAAGAAUGCCUGGACGACGGGGACAUCCAAUUGUUCACACUUCCGGAAAGAUUAAUCGUCCAUUCUCUUUUUGGAUUGAGCUAGAUACCCCAGAUUCAUGGCCUCCAAACACCCCCCAAGUAACCAUAGGUGUUUCCGGGCACUUUACACAUUAUGACCAGGAAAAGACUGCAGACUUUAGGCGUUUUACUGAUUCCUUCCCUGAUUGGGCGGAUGUUACAGCUUGGAUGGCUGGAUAUGAGGUUUUUGAGUUCUAAAGGGGAAACUUUACGUCUGACUUUACCUGAUUUGGGAACCAAAGUUAAAUAUGUAUGAAUGAUAUAUUGAUGAAUAAAUUCAUUAAAACUUGAAA